AUGUCCUAUCCAGCAUCCGCGAGGCAAUAUGUACCAUCUCAUCCGGAUACAAAUACGCAAGUCUUAUCUGGCAUCCGCUUUGUGCACCAUGUUAGUGCCUCGGUUGUUAGUGCCUCGCAAAAAUCAAGCAAAAUCAGACGACAUCAAAGCAACAUUUUCGCAAAAAUCAAGCAAAAUCAAGUCAACUCGCAUGCAGAUUCUGACCUCAGCCAAUGUGUCCCCCCAAUCAGCGCCACCGCACGCAAGACUACGAUAUAUGAUACAAUCAAACAUUAUGAUAGCAAGUCAAGCAAUACCAUACGAUCAGACAAGCAUUACGAUAGCAAGUCAAGCGAUACCAUACGAUCAGGCCAAUACAAUCACCGAAAAUCAAGUAAAAUCAGACCACAUCAUAGCGAUAUUUUCGCAAAAAUCAAGCAAAAUCGAGUCAACCCAUUCCGAGAUUCUGACCUGGACCUACGUGUCACCCCCCAGCCAAGCACCACCGCUUACUACAAUAGCAAUAUCAUAGCCAAUACUAUAGGAACAAAACAGCAAAAAUCAAGCAAAAUCAAGUCAACCCAUUCCGAGAUUCUGACCUAA
Molecule: messenger RNA, 582 nt
Organism: Suillus clintonianus
Lineage: Eukaryota; Fungi; Basidiomycota; Agaricomycetes; Boletales; Suillaceae
Exons: 5
Coding region: 1-582 (193 amino acids)
Source: RefSeq, a predicted model, not a curated record